This is a messenger RNA of Darwinula stevensoni, 879 nucleotides long. The record is from the annotation of a GenBank genome assembly. NCBI's taxonomy places the organism in Eukaryota, Metazoa, Arthropoda, Ostracoda, Podocopida, Darwinulidae.
UGGCGCUCUCAGGCCUCACAUGUGCUCUCUACGCAGAUUUGCCGGAUAUCCUGCUCGGCUAAUGACUAAUGUAACGGAGACAUUGAUAGAGUUGGCAGCUGCCGGAAGCUGCAGCUGAUUCCGUAGACAACGCGCAUUCAGCAGCGAAAAUGGCUUCUUCGCGUCUGCUGCGAGUGGGAACGAUUUUCUCGAGGGUGACAGGGCUGAUCCGCUCGGGAGCCAUGAGAGAGGAGGACCGACCGCUCUGGUACGACAUAUACGCCGCUCAUCCGCCGAGAUCCGAGCCCCGGGAAGAUCGUCAGUACGAAAACAAACCCGUCGUGAACAUUCUCUACAAGGAGGAUAUCGUUCGAGCGAUGUUUUACAAAGACUUCGGUUGCCCCGAUACUCUGAGGUUGGAGGAUCGCUCCCCUUCAUUGUGUCAAAGACUUGUGCUCAAAUACCAAGAGCUGGAAGCAGCGGACCCUUCUACCGACCCGGAAGAACUGUACCGCCGUGCAGCUCAAGCCCUGAACUUGCAAUCGGACUCAGAUUUUACCAAGGGACAGGUGCAGCAUGGAAGUGUGUCUCAGCAAGUGGUCUCCAACAGAACCGAAGAGCAUGAAAGUACCCCUCCACUAGUGACUUCCAGUGAAAAAGCAGAUGCAUGAGAGUUUGAACAUGAACUGUAUUAUGUGAAAUAGUGAACAGAUGAAUGAAUAGAAAUACUUGAAAGUACAAUGAGAGGAAAUUGAAUGAGUCGCAAAUCUACUUUUGUCUAAUGGAUCAAACGAAGUCAAUUCUUCACCGCUUGUGAAGGCUAAAGAAUGCAGACAUGGGAUCAUCCAGAGCCAAGGACCUGCAAAUGCACAAUUAACCAUUUCAUUACCAAAUUGCUUU